ACACCCUUCUCGCUAUUCACAACCUUCAGCAAUGCGAUUGCCAAGCUGGUGUACUUGGCUGUUGCUCCUCAUAGGACCGUUGUUGUCCUUGGCCUCAGCCUCUGCCGGUGAACAGGUUCAGGCCUUCUUCGAAACCGGCAGUAAUGAGUCGAGGCAUACCAACAACUGGGCUGUGCUGGUCUGCUCAUCUCGGUAUUGGUUCAACUAUCGCCACAUGGCCAACACCCUGGCAAUGUAUAGGACCAUUAAGCGCCUUGGCAUCCCAGACUCGAACAUCAUCCUCAUGCUCGCCGACGACGUCGCUUGUAACGCUCGCAACCUGUUCCCAGCGACCGUGUACGGCAACAAUGACCGGAGGCUGGACCUGUACGGAGACAGUGUCGAGGUCGACUACGGAGGCUACGACGUUACCGUGGAGAACUUCCUUCGGCUGUUGACGGGCCGCCUUGACCACCAUGUCCCGCCAAAUAAGCGUUUGUUGUCCGACGCGUCUUCAAACGUCUUCAUCUACAUGACCGGGCACGGUGGAAACGAGUUCUUGAAGUUCCAGGACAAUGAAGAGGUGUCAGCCUUCGACAUCGCCGACGCUGUCGAGCAGAUGUGGGAGAAGAGGAGGUACAACAAACUCUUGUUCAUGAUCGACACGUGCCAGGCGAACACCAUGUACUCCAAGUUCUACUCGCCAAACAUCAUUGCGACCGGAUCAUCAGAGCUUGGUGAGAGCUCCUUAUCGCACCACAACGACAUGGACAUCGGGGUGGCUGUCAUCGACGGCUUUACCCACUUCAUCUUGGACAAGUUUGAGCCUGUGAACAAGUCGUCACAGAUGACGCUCCAGGACUUGUUUGAUUCAUAUGACCCCGCUGCUAUCUUGUCGCACCCCGGAGUGUCAACAGAUCUCUCAAGAGUGCCGCCUUCGCAUAUUCUGGUGACAGACUUCUUUGGCGGUGUCGCGGGAGUGGAAGUGGCGUCCGCCGCCCGAAAGAGCACAAACGGCGGCCGGGGUUGGACAGCAGCGUCAAGCGAGCAGCAGAAGAGCAAUCGCGACACGAAACUGUUGAGGACUGUGGACAAGCCCCGCCCGUCCUCGAACAUUACACUCUCUCCACCAGCAUCGCUACCCAUCCGGGACCUCGUCGGCUGGGUUGCACUUGCCGGCGCCGCCGCCACGGGCUCCUACGCCUACACUCGAGCUCUCGUGCAUUGAUGACAUGUAAAUUAGCC
Molecule: messenger RNA, 1224 nt
Organism: Vanrija pseudolonga
Lineage: Eukaryota; Fungi; Basidiomycota; Tremellomycetes; Trichosporonales; Trichosporonaceae
Gene: GPI8
Product: GPI-anchor transamidase
Exons: 6
Coding region: 32-1207 (391 amino acids)
Biological process (GO): attachment of GPI anchor to protein; proteolysis
Cellular component (GO): GPI-anchor transamidase complex
Molecular function (GO): GPI-anchor transamidase activity
Source: RefSeq, a predicted model, not a curated record